Messenger RNA from Paramecium octaurelia, 2734 nucleotides. The record is from the annotation of a GenBank genome assembly. NCBI's taxonomy places the organism in Eukaryota, Ciliophora, Oligohymenophorea, Peniculida, Parameciidae.
AUGCCCAAAUGGGAAAUCAUCAAGAAUGCUUUUUUGAAGCAUCUCAAAACUUUGAGGUGGGAUCAAUACUAACAGUGGAGAUGGCACAAUCACUUCCAAUGGGCUGAUGCUACCUUCAGACCUAUUCUGAUACUCCAAUUAAUCUUCAUAAUCAUAAGAUUGUCCAUAAUAGCAGAUACAUUGUACAUUUAAAUUACCUUGGCAACCCAAAUAUGUGCCCACAUUCUCUUAUUUUUAUCCAUUUCGAAAGCAAUAUCCGAAGAAUCGCAUCUCUACAUCUAAUUAUUGCCCCUAAUUUAACAAUACUGUAUGUAUUGGAUUUGCUACAUCAUCAAUGAAAAGGAUUAUUUUAUGGUCUAUGUUGCCUUCACAAGCAUCUAUUAGAGUAUGUACUCUACUUUGCGCAUGAAAUUUUUAACAAUUUCUUUGUUCUUAAUUCAGAGCAUCUUCCUUGCUGACUUACCCUCAUUUGAAGGAUUGUUCCUUUCAACAGUCCUUCUAAUCUUGUAGAUUUUGAGAAAGGAGUUCCUUUAUUUACAACAUUUUCAAAAUCUACAAGCCCUAUUUAUGAUAAUCGAUUCUACUCCCUAAGCUAUAUGCAUUGUUCAUAAGGAUAAGAAUUUCUUACUAUACUCAAACAAGAUCUUUGACAAUUUGGCCAACAAGUUGGAAAGUACAAAUUAGGCUGAGACUGAUUAAUCGCCUGAAAAAACGUCUUCCAUUUAUUCAGCUAGAAAUUAGUUAAGCUUUUUGUAGAACCUGCAAUUGGAUGAAUUGAAUAAUGAUUAGACUCUAUUUGAUUUUGAUGACGAGGACCUUGAAAUGGAAGAUCAGUAUAAGAUAAAGAAUGUUACCUAUUGUAAGGAGAAAACCCAAUUAUUAUCCUAAAACCGAUUUUCUGUGGAAAUUUAAUAAUAACCCCCCAAAACUCAUUAAUAAUAGUAAAAGUUUUUUCAAUCGUUCAAAAAUCAAGAAGAUGAAAGCAUAAUCAAAAAGAAAUUCACAUCAGAUGUGACAAUGAAAAUCGAAUUCAACCACUCUCCUCAGAUGAUGAUUCAUUCAGCUGGCAAGAAGAGUUCUCGUAAAAAGUCUCAAAAUCAUAUCAGAUUAAACAAAUCUUCUCUGUAUAUGACACCAAGUCGUAAGAUCUCAGCGGAUCAACUGUUGUCCAAAGAGAGCAAAGAGUACCCCAGCUCCAAUCAUAAGCAAUCUCAAGAUUUUAACACUCCUGCUCCCAGAUCAAAACCGACCAUCAACCAUAAGAUGAAGUUCCUAGUCAACGUGUUGGAGAAUUGCAGGCUAUUCGACAACGAUGAUGGUUUGCAAAUCUAUUUCAUCAAUGAAAUCAAUCAAAUUCUCUUAAGAGCCAAACUCAAGAAGUUAGAAUCCAUCAAAAAGAAUAUUCUGAGAUCGAUUUCUCACGAAUUGCUCACGAAUCUAAACGCCAUCUUCGGAUUCAUCAAACAAUGUCAAGACAAACAAUCUUCCUCGGAGUCUUGUUCCUAACAAUUAGAAUAGGCUCUGUGUUACACAAAACUCCAAUUGUAUAAGAUCUACGAUUUCUUUGAUUACAGAGACAUCCUGGAGGAGAAACUCAUAAUGAAAUCAGAUAAGUUUGAGAUUAACUCAGUGAUAUGGGAAUGCGUAGAUUUAUUGAAGGACCAAAUCGAAAGGAAGCUUCUCUCAAUUAAAGUGGAAUUGCCAGAGGUUUCCUAUAUAAUUAUCGGGGAUCGUUAAAGGUUGUGUUAGGUGUUGUUGAAUUUGAUAGGGAAUGCAAUUCGAUUUACAUUUAAGGGUGGAAUCGAAAUAAGAGUGUCUAAAAAAUAAUAUAUAGAUUCCAUGUAGGGAAUAGAUGAUGUACAAUCCUACAAUUGUCAGGAUACGAAUUUGUUGCAGGUUUCCAUAAGCGAUACUGGGAUAGGGAUGAAGGAGGAUGAAUUAUGCAAUCUGAGAAAGAAGGUAUUAGUAUAGCAUAUAGAAUUAGUUGCACAUCUCUGAUGAUGAUGAGAAGGUGUCCAAAUAGUCUGUCGGAAUUAGUUUGGGAUUGUCGGUCUGUAAGUAAAUUAUAAAGCAUUUGGCACCUAGCCAUUAAAAUUAUCUGUCAGUUGAAUCCUAUUUGAGCAAAGGCACCCAAUUUUAUUUCGUAUUGUAAUAUGAUGAGGAGCAAGUGCAACAAGAACAAAGUCAAUUGUAAAAUUCAUUCAUUCACACCAUUCCCUUUUUAGAACAGCAAAGCACUCAGCAGGUUCGAGUUUUGAAUUACAAUAAAUGUAGCAAAACAUAGAUGGGAGACCAGAUUGGAAAUGUGGAAACAAAUGUUUGCAAUUGCAACAAGGCCUUAAUUGUAGAUGAUGAGCAAUUCAACAUUCACAUCCUCUCCCAUCUCAUGAAGAAGUUGGGCUACGACAUUGAUUUUGCAUUCAAUGGCUAGUAGGCUAUUGAGAAAAUAGAGGUCCAAUUGGCUAAUCGAUGCAACACCUCAACUUGCAUUGGAUACAAGUGUAUUUUGAUGGAUAUCAAUAUGCCCAUUAUGAGUGGGUGGGAAGCUGUACAAAGAAUUAGAUAAAUGGAAUAUAAAAUCAAAUUAACGAGAACCAUUCCUGUCAUUGCAGUUACUGCUUUCUGUAGCAUCCAAGAUUAGUAGAAAAGCAUUCAAGAGGGCUUUAAUUGUGUGUUAACCAAACCUAUUUCAAAGGAAAAACUUCGGGAUACUUUUCAUCGGCUCAAUAUUUGA